GCUCGUCGUCGUCACCCAACUCUGCCCGUUUGGAUGAGUUCAACUGCGUGGUAAUAAGUAGCACAGUUCUGACCAGUGAUCAGGUCCUGUUAGCCGAGUUCAUCCUGUUGUUGGAGUAUCAACAGAAUACAGAGAGCUCAAAGUGGCAGGAACCAGUGAUCAGGUCCUGUUGGCCGAAUUCUCCCUGUUGUUGGAGUAUGAAUACAUGGAGAGCUCAAAGUGGUAGGAACUGUGUUUGCGACAGAACAUCAGACAUAUUGGCUACAAGAGCAUUUUCCAACUGGACAAAUCUGAGAAGAACUGUAGCAGAAGACAAUGAUUAGCAGACACCUUUUUCAAAACUUUAUUCAAUUAAAUCAACCUCUACUGAGGAAGGUUGCGUUCAAAAGUACUAUAUUUGCUGUUGCUACACCACCUCGAAAAUCUGGAGUUGCAGUUAUUAGGAUAUCAGGUGAUCGAUGUGCAUACAUCUUGGAGAAAGUUGCAAUGUUCAUGAUCCUUCCACAACCACGUCUUGUGAAAUUACGUAGAUUUUACCAUCCAGCCACAGGUGAAAUGCUUGACAAAGGAAUGGUUGUAUGGUUCAAAGGACCUCAAAGCUUCACUGGGGAGGAUUGUUGUGAGCUUCACAUACAUGGAAGCGCUGCCGUAGCAACAGCUAUGAUGUCAGCACUCGGCACAAUUCAUCAAUGCAGACAAGCAGAACCAGGCGAAUUCACGAAAAGGGCAUUCCACAAUGGUAAGCUAGACCUGACUGAGGUGGAGGGCCUGGGGGAGCUGAUACAUGCAGAGACAGAGGCCCAGAGGAAGCAAGCUUUGAGGCAACUCGAGGGACAGCUCAGCCAGCUCUACCAGUCGUGGAGAACUAGACUCAUUAAGUGUGCUGCCAAUAUUGAAGCAUUCAUCGACUUCUCUGAGAAUGACACGCUCGAAGAUAAUUUGUUGGAAGAUGUGGAAAAAGAGGUGACACUUUUGACUCAAGAUAUACAGCAACACUUGGCAGAUGGGAGACAUGGUGACAGGCUCAGAGAUGGAGUGAGAGUUGCGAUUGUUGGAGAGCCAAAUGUUGGGAAAAGUAGUCUGUUGAAUGCAAUGUGCAGACGGCCUGCAGCCAUUGUUUCCUCAAUAGAGGGCACCACUAGAGACAUUAUAGAAACACAUCUGAAUAUAGGUGGCUAUCCAGUCUUACUAAGUGACACAGCGGGACUGCGUAAGACCAAUAAUGUGCUUGAGCUUGAAGGAAUAAGGCGUGCAAUUGAAAGGGCAGAGAAUGCUGAUAUUAUUUUAGUGGUGCUAGAAGCUCGUAAGAUAGCAGAACUAGCUGAAUUAGAACCCCAGUUCAAUCUAAACACUUACCUAAUGGAGCAUAUCACCUCACUUGGACUCACCAUUAACAGAACAGACUCAGUUCAAGAACCAGUGAUUGCAGCUGUUCUGAAUAAAAUUGACCUGAUAGGGGAUAGUUCACUGAGUGCAAUAAUCAGUCAGUGUCGCAAAGAGUCUGACAAAAUGUUGAGUGUGACUGGAAAGUUGUCACACACGAGAGAUGAUAGUGCCAAAUGUGACACAAGGGAGCAGAAUGCCAAAUAUGACAUCAGGGAGCAAAGCGCCAAAGAUGAAACUAGUGAUUAUAGUGCCAAUCUGAAAUAUGACACAAGGCAACAUAAAUCAGAUGAAUAUACAGUGGAAUAUAAUACUGAGCAAAAUGAAACAAUAUUUCACUCAGAAAAUAUAUCACCUGAGAUAACAAACUCUAGUGUCCCCAACACUGAACAAUUAUUUAUCAAUAAUAAAGAUAAAACAAAAAGGGACUGCCACACUAGAACGAGUACAGAUGAUGUAUAUGAGGAAAUACCUGUAGUAUGUACCUCAUGUGUCUCUGACACUGGAAUCAGUGAUCUUAUCUCAACUCUACAACAUCAUCUUGAACAAAUGUGCACUACAGGUGCCACAGAAAGCCAGGGAGUAUGUCAAGCCAGGCACAGGGAGCUCCUCACCGAGUGUCUAUACAGCUUGGAGAAAUUCACAUCCCUGGGGGGCCAGGACUAUGCUAUAGCAGCACAGAUGCUCAGGAACUCUCACCGGAAUCUUGGCAAAGUUAUUGGAACUGUUAGUACAGAUGAUAUACUUGAUGUUAUUUUUAGGGACUUUUGUAUUGGUAAAUGAUCAAAAUAUGUCUUGGAAAGAUAAAAGGGGGGAAGGGAAUGAAUAACCUAUUUUAUAUAAGAAAUCUACAGAGGAAUCCUCCAAUAAUGGUUAUUAAAAUAAUACAUAAACAGGCAAUUAACAUGCAAAAUGUCACAACCUACCAUUUGUUACAGAUGCCGACUGCCAAACAUCAUCCAUAAAAAGUUUGAGGCAAUAAUAAUAUGUCAUCU
Messenger RNA from Owenia fusiformis, 2378 nucleotides. The record is from the annotation of a GenBank genome assembly. NCBI's taxonomy places the organism in Eukaryota, Metazoa, Annelida, Polychaeta, Sabellida, Oweniidae.